Molecule: messenger RNA, 552 nt
Organism: Penicillium subrubescens
Lineage: Eukaryota; Fungi; Ascomycota; Eurotiomycetes; Eurotiales; Aspergillaceae
Product: hemolysin-III family protein
Exons: 3
Cellular component (GO): membrane
Molecular function (GO): signaling receptor activity
Source: RefSeq, a predicted model, not a curated record
AUGCACAACGAGUCAGUCAACAUCUAUUCCUACCUUAUCCCGGCCAUCUCUUUCCUCCUUAGUGAGCGGUACCUCCAGCAGUACCUUGCCAGUAGAUACCUCGGGGCCACUGGUGUCGAUUUCAUUAUUUUCUCCAUCUUCAUGUGGACGGCCGUCAUGUGCCUAUGGUUGUCGGGCGGCGUACCACACUCUGAUGAACCACUCUCAACAUCUGGAACAUGUCUGCCUGCGAUUAGACAAGCUGGGUAUAUGGGUGACCUAAUCUUGGGCAUAUACCUGCUUUUCUGGUGUGAACCCUUGCCACGCAAUACCUACUGGUCUAUGAUUGGAAUUUUUGGGAUGUUAACCGUCUUCAUGACAUUGCGUCCCAAAUUCCAGGGCCCAAAGUAUCGCCUCUUACGAGCAUUGAUGUUCGUGGCGACUGGCUUAUCCGGUGUUACGCCCUUGAUCCAUGGACUCAAUAUGUUCGACAUGUCGCAGAUGAUGAGAAAGGCUUUUCCUUAUACUUUGGCAAAAGCAGGCUUUCUUCUAUCCGGAACUCUGUUUUAUACA